AUGGUUUCACUCAAAACUAUCAUCGUUGGAGCUGCGCUCGCCUCAGUUGGCUCUACCCAGGAAGUUAUUAAGACUGGGCGCCUUCAGGGCAAGAGCCCGGAUCUUGGUACCGUUUACCUCUACAAGCCCCAAAGCGAUGGUGGCGAUCCUGUGUGGGCGCAACUUGGCGGGGAGAGCCAAGCCAACCAGUUUACUCUCAGUUCAGAUGCGACUAUCUCUACUAAGGGACUAACACUCAACAUAAUGAGGAAUCAAAUCGAUGAGAAGCGUCUUGGCUACAGCGGUGUCAUCACCUCGGAUAACGGCUGGAAGAUAGUUGAUGGCAAUAAGCUUGUCUCCGACGGCGUCUUCUAUGGCUACCAGGAUGAGUUCCAAGCCUGCAGGUACGCAGGCGGGGAAUACUUUGUUUACCUUGUCUCUCAUAAAGCGGAUAACAUGGAGUGUGUGCCUCUUGGCGCUUUGUACAUUGUUUAA
This is a messenger RNA of Clonostachys rhizophaga, 474 nucleotides long. The record is from the annotation of a GenBank genome assembly. Lineage: Eukaryota; Fungi; Ascomycota; Sordariomycetes; Hypocreales; Bionectriaceae.